AUGAAGACUUUUGCAGCCAUCUCCGCCCUUUUCCUGUCUGCCGCUUCGGCCGCCCCUCUCGAGCAGCGCCAAGCUACCGAGUUUGACAUUACCAACUUCAGUGCCAACACCAUUCCUCACGGCACAGGGGCAUUCAUGUCAUAUGACAUUGAGAUCCCUGGCGUUCUGAGCACCACCUGCUCGUACUCGGACCAGACCUCGGUCGGUCACCUCCCGGACAUUACUCCGUACCGCCCCUGUGACGAUGCAUCCGUCACCUGGCAGUGGCGUCAGAUCCAGGCCGGACCCACCGGCCCCGGACCGUACCUCUUGGUCAUUCUUUACACCGACCCAGCCACCAGCGCUGUCGUCGACGGCUCCAAGGAGUGGCCCUCCACCGACUUUCCCGUCGAGGACCAGGGCAGCUCCGUGGCUCAGUUCUACCGCGGCGAGCCCAACUUUGUCAUUACCGUUUGA
Molecule: messenger RNA, 456 nt
Organism: Pestalotiopsis fici W106-1
Lineage: Eukaryota; Fungi; Ascomycota; Sordariomycetes; Amphisphaeriales; Sporocadaceae
Exons: 2
Coding region: 1-456 (151 amino acids)
Source: RefSeq, a predicted model, not a curated record